Molecule: messenger RNA, 4911 nt
Organism: Hippopotamus amphibius kiboko
Lineage: Eukaryota; Metazoa; Chordata; Mammalia; Artiodactyla; Hippopotamidae
Product: probable ATP-dependent RNA helicase DDX60
Exons: 36
Coding region: 1-4911 (1636 amino acids)
Cellular component (GO): cytoplasm
Molecular function (GO): nucleic acid binding; ATP binding
Source: RefSeq, a predicted model, not a curated record
AUGAAUUGUCCCAAUAUUACGUGUGUCCUUGCUGUAAUUCUUGUAGAAAGUGAGCAGCAGAAGGAGGAGGGGAAGGAAUCGAAACCUAACACAGGAGACGUGGCUGGUGCAGAGAGGGCGCUGUCAGGGCCUUGUUGGAGCAGCAGUGGGCUCUGUCCCAGGUCUGCCCAGGGUCUCCCAGAACACCCGAUCCCGUCCUGCGCCAGCUGCUGGCUGUUGGGUGUGAGGCGGAAACUACAGACCACAGGUUUGUUUCUGUGGAUCAUGGCUUCUGCACCUACUGUGUCAAGUGAAAAAUUAAGCCCUAGUAACAGUGACAGUGAAAGCGAGAGUGAUACUGAGAGUGACAGCUCUGAGGGCAGUGAGACCUCAGACAGCUUGUCGUCCUUUGAUCGAUCCGAAGAGGAAGAUCAUCUAAGCUCUGAGGACAUCACGGAGGAGUCAGCUUUUGGGAAAAUACCCUGUGAGUUUGAAAUCAAUGAAGAGACGCUGGCAAACGUUGAAGCCACUGAUGUUAGCAGCUGUGAUUUAGAAAGAUCAGAAUUAACUGAAUGUAAGGAAGUUCUGAGGAAACUGUCAAUGCUGAUCUGGAAAACUCUGUCAAAAUCUAAAAUGGUAAGCUUACUUAAAGACUUUGUCGAGUCUGAGUUUUUUCUGAUUGAUGGAGAUUCGUUAUUCAUCACUUGUGUUUCCAACGUGAACUUCAAGAAGGGACAAACUCUUCACUUCUUCUAUAUUGUGGAACAGUUUCUGCAUGAUUUUAUUCAAAAGGAAGCCAAAUUUGUAAUAGUUUUUUUUAAGGAUGCAGAAAAUAUGUAUUUUAAGUACUCUGAACAUUUGGUUCUUCGUACUAUGUUGAUUCAACAUUUACAACACAAUACGGAUGUCACUAUUCACACAGAAUUUUCCAAUUGUCUGUCACCAGAAUGGGAGAUAUUUCUUAAAGAAUAUUAUCCACACUUCUUAAUUGUUUCAGAAAUGGGAAUAACAUUUCAUCAAGCACACUUUUUAAACAUUUUUAUCAUUCAUACCCUUCAGAAGAAAAUCGAUAUUGUACAGACUCUGGGAAUAGAGUCGGAUGUCCUUAGAAUUCAUGGAUACUAUGCCUCAAGUUGCUAUUUACACAAACAGUUUUUUGAAAUGGACUUGACGAAAACCCCCACAUUAAGUGAGGCAGUGGACCUCUGCAGGAUGCACUGUCUCAGCGUGACUCUCCUUCGACAGUUACCUCUGUUUCAAAGAGCGAAGAGUAGACUCAUUACCUGUGUCUGGGACAGAGCACUUUCACCAUUUCGAGGAAUGCUAAAGAAAUGUGCGUUUUUCAUCCUCAAACAAUUAGAGUCUAGAAAUAACUGGCAUGUGAAUUUCGCUGGCCUGCCUGACUUAACCGAUGAUCUUUUGUGGAAAAAUAUUGCUUAUUAUUAUGAAAUUGAACACAGUAGAGGGCUGACCUUGGGACUGGGGGACACUCUGAUGCGGGAGUAUCUGAAGUUGUGGGACAUGGUCUUAACUUUAUCGGGCAGUGGUAUGAUAAGUGAUGACCCAGCUGUGACAUCUCUUUCUAAGAAGAGAGAGUUUGAUGAGCUCACACACUGGCAUUCCUCCAAGCCUCUCUGCGAUGAUUUUGAAAGGGCUAGAUGCAACAGUGAUGAAAACCAAAAAAGACAGCUGGCUAAACUAGAGAAGAGAGAGGAAGAAAGAUGGAGUAACCUGUCCCUAUUUAUUGAAAAGGAAAUUCAAGAAAAUCCUGAUUCUGGAAUAAAAAGACUAGAAGAUUUUCUCCAAAAGUGCCCUGUUAAAAGUAUCAAAUUUACUGCAGAAAUGGUAGGGCUGGAUGCCUGUUUCAAAUUAUGGAUGGAACACUGUGUAAAACCAGAAGCAGAAUCCAAAGAUAUAAGCAUAGUAACUAACAUGAUGAAAAGGAUUCACAGCAUCUGUGAAAAAUAUUCAGAACUAUUACAAAAGACACAUCAACAAAAAUUAGCCAAGUAUCUAAAGUAUAUUGGGUUUGACAACUUGGCACACUCAUUACGUCCUCAGGAGUCCGGUACUGAGAAGGAUAUUUCCAAAUACUCAGUUCACAUGGGAGCAGCCCGCUUUCAGUUAACAUACAUGGGUCCUUACUUGUUUCGGGAAGAAAGAAGUGACCCAGACCCCAGGGUGCAUCAUUUUAUACCAGACACGUGGCAGAGGGAGCUCCUGGACAUCGUGGACAAGAACGAGUCUGCAGUCAUAGUGGCUCCCACGUCCUCAGGGAAGACCUAUGCCUCCUACUACUGCAUGGAGAGGGUGCUGCGGGAGGGUGACGAGGGGGUGGUCGUGUAUGUGGCCCCCACCAAGGCUCUUGUGAAUCAAGUGGUUGGAACAAUCUGCAGCUUAUUUACCAAAGCCCUGCCCAAAGGAUUAGUGGUGUGCGGAGUUUUUACAAGAGAUUACCGUCACGACACCUUGAAUUGUCAGAUAUUGGUGACAGUGCCUCAGUGUUUGGAAAUACUUUUGCUAUCCCCUCAUAGUCAAAAGUGGGUGAAAAGGAUGAGAUAUGUCAUAUUUGAUGAGGUUCACUGUCUCGGGGGAGAAAUCGGAGCAGAAGUUUGGGAACAUCUUCUUGCCAUGAUUCGGUGCCCCUUUCUGGCACUUUCUGCUACCAUCAGUAACCCCGAACACCUCACUGAGUGGUUGGUGUUAAUUAAAAGAUACUGGCAACAUGUUGAGAGCACUGUGGACAAUUCUGGUUCAUCACAAAAUGCCUUGAAAGAUUCAAAGAAACAACAGAGAAAAACAGCAGAAAAGCCAUCAUACAAAGUUAGGCUGGUUUGGUACAAAGAGCGGUACAAUGACCUGGAAAAGUAUGUGUGUUCCCUCAAGGACAAUGACUUUCUCAUCGAACACUAUCACCCCUGUGCUGCCCUGACCGUCAAACACAUAAAGAAAUAUGGGAUCCCUGUAGACCUCGGAUUUUCUCCUCGGGAAAGCGUCCUGCUUUAUGAUGCUAUGGCUCACAUUUGGCCGGAAUGGCCACGCGUGCAGGAGUUAGAACCUGAAGAAUUCAGCUGCUUCAAAAAUAAAGUAGUCAUCAUGAGGGCAGAUGCCAAGAAAUAUGAAGAGGAACUGAAAAAGGAAAUAAUUCGCUGGAUUCAGCUGGACCCAAGCAAGAGCUGUUUUCUGCUUCUUCACACGGAGAGCUUGUGGGAUGAGAGGGCAGAGACUUCAUCAAGAUGUCGAUGCAAAGGUAAGGAAACAGGACGCACACGGCGCGGGAUGCUGGAUCCCGUUCCUCCUGGGACCCGUGCUGACUGCACGCCGCUCUCAGCCCAGCAGGUGCAGGUUCCCUGGGAUUCAGGGGCUAGAAUUCAAAGAGUGAUUUUGUGGGCAGCUGAAAUAAAGGAAAUAAAGAAAAACCUUCGGAAGCGUUCUGAAGUUCCUCCAGAAUGUACUUAUGCUGAGCGCUCGGCUGUGGACGCUCAGACUUUAAUGAAGAUCUUACGCAGACUGAAGGGAACGAGACGAGGCUACAAGUUGUACAGUCUGUUACGGCGGGGCAUCGGGUACCAUCACGGGUCGAUGGGGAUUCGGCAGAGACAGGUUGUGGAGAUGCUGUUCAGGCUGAAGCACCUCAAGGUGGUAACAGCUACCUCAACUCUUGCUUUGGGAAUUAAUAUGCCUUGUAAAUCUGUUGUUUUUACAGAAGAUUCUGUGUUUUUGGAUGCUUUAAACUUUCGACAGAUGUCUGGUCGUGCAGGAAGACGUGGGGAAGACCUCACGGGAAGUGUGUUCUUCUACAAUAUUCCAGUACCCAAGAUAGAACGGCUUUUGAAAUCAAACGUGCCCAAACUGAAGGGCCAGUUUCCUCUAACCCUUUCAUUGGUUCUCCGGCUCAUGCUGUUAGUUGCCAAAGCAGAUGACAAGGAAGAUGCAAAAGCAAAGGCGUUAUCAGUUCUCCAACACUCAUUGAUGUCCUUCAAGCAACCAAACAUCAGGCGCAUGUUAAAAUUUUAUUUCAUCUAUUCUUUGCAAUUCUUGGUCACAGAGGGAUUCCUGGAUCAAGACUGCACUCCCAUUGGAUAUUCUGGGCUUGUGACACAUUUACACUACCAUGAACCCUCCAACUUCGUUUUAGUGAGCUUGCUAGUGAAAGGUUUAUUUCACAAGUUGUGUGUUCCAACCAACAUCAAAGGCCAAAAGACAUUUUCUGAAGAGGUGAUGGAGACUUUAGUGGUGGUGCUAGCACAUCUUUUUGGGCGAAACUAUCUUCCUCCGUGUGCGGGAGACUUUAAAAAGAGAUUUUCUCAUUCAGUGGUAACUCUGAAGGACCUUCCCAAGGACUUUGCUGCUGUGGUAGAGGAACACAAUGACAGAAUUCAAAAGAAUUUUGCUUCCUUUCUCCUAACAAUUUCUAAGCUGGCUGACAUGAGAAAAGAAUACCAACUGCCUCUCUCAGAAAUUGACUUUUCAGGUAAAGAAUGUGCGGACUCCGAGCUGGUCUGUCAUCUGAUGCCCGGGGUAGAGAGCAGGACGGCGGUCUCCCCGUUUGCCUGUCUGUCCAACAUAACAGAUCAAGAUUUGUUUGACGUCAAUGUGGUAAAAGAUGCUAUGUUACGAACGAUUGAUGUGGAUGCAAAAAAUCUUCCUCUCCUUUUCUUGAAUAAAUAUGAUAAAAGUGGAAGGAAGUACCCUUUGAAUGGUUAUGUACUGAACUUCCACAAACACGGCUCCCUGUCAGCACUGACCGAGGAUAACUGGUUAAACAUGGGUGAUGCGUUCAAUUUAAUCAGAGAUUUUGCACUUGUCACUCAGGCCAUCAGGAUCUCACUGAGUGAAUUAUGCGAUGACAAAAAUGACAACGUUGUGUUGGCAUUUACACAACUAAGUGAAGCAUUCAACAGAAAGCUUGGGCCUAAAGAAAGACCCUGA